Molecule: messenger RNA, 3000 nt
Organism: Theileria annulata
Lineage: Eukaryota; Apicomplexa; Aconoidasida; Piroplasmida; Theileriidae
Exons: 15
Coding region: 1-3000 (999 amino acids)
Cellular component (GO): post-mRNA release spliceosomal complex; U2-type spliceosomal complex
Source: RefSeq, a predicted model, not a curated record
AUGUAUUUCUCAAAAAUUUACGCAUUUGCAAUUUUUACCAAAACUGUUUUCUGUUUCUUUACUUCUCCUGAUUUUAGUCCUAAAAAUGAAGUUCCCCUUCCCAAAGAUUUCACUAUACAAUCUGUUGACGAUUAUGAUCAAUCUGAACUCAAGGCAUCUUUUACACAUUUAUCCCUAACUAUAUAUUUCUUACUUAAAAAGUUGUUACAAAGACAUCGCAAAACUCUGGAUGGCGCUUUAUGCGCAGCUGCAUUUGUCAGAAAUGGAAACACUUUCACUGAUUGUACUACCACUGAAGCUCCAGAUGGUUCUGUUGGAAGAGAAUGGUGCUAUCUAGAGGUUCAGCUGAUAGGUACUGGGGCCAGGGAUUGGGACUUUUGUGCCGGUGUUAUUGAUUAUGAUGCUUUAAGACAUAAAGCUAGAUCACUAAUGGAAUUGAGAAGAAUGGAAUUGGAACAAGCAUAUAGAUCAUUGGUGAGGGAAGAAAGGAGAGUUGACAGCACAUUGUCGAAGUAUGAAGAAGUUUGUGGGUCAGGUGAGCAGGACUACGAGUCUGACAUUUUGAGACUGGAAACAUCUUUAAAGGGUGUGGACAGAGCCAUUGAUCAGCUCAAGUCGAAUAGCACCUCACUACUAUCACUUACUAACAGCCUUGAUUCACUAGAGGACGAACAUGAUUUACUAAAUAAAUCUGCUCUACAUAAUCGCAAAAAUUGCUCUGUCGUUCGGGGUUAUCUUGAUCAAAGUGUGCCUGAUGGACUGAGGGCCAGUUAUUAUAAUAAUCCUUAUUUUCGAGGCGUACCUUCUGGGUUUAUUGAUCACGAAGAUGUGAAUUUGAUGUGGGAGGACAUUGUACCGGUGCCUGGAGUACCUCAUGAUGCAUUUUCGGUCCGUAUUGAGGGUUUCCUAAGUGUUCCUUCUACUGAUGUUUACACGUUCUACAUAAGAAGUGACUGCAAUGUGAGACUCUUUUUGGACGAAGAGGUGAUUGUGUCCCAUGGUUUCGACCCUGAGUCUGACAAUAGCGGGCCAGUUGUCACUCAACCAAUCAACGGCAGACCAACGAUGAACGUUUUUCUCAAGUCAAACUCAUUCCACUUAAUUGGUGGAAAACGUUAUCCUAUCACAGUUGAAUAUUCUCACCAAAAAGUUCUCAAAUAUUACAACUCUAAUAUCGCUAGACUUGCUCUUAGCUGGUCUUCAACCAAUUUUCCAGAACAAAUCAUCACUUCCGAUCACUUUUUCAAAGGGUCUGGGCAAAACUCAGACAUCUCAAUCAGUGGGCUCGAAGGACAAUAUUACACCUUGAGCAUUUUAGAAAAUGGAGCACAGGCGUUUAAGGGUGUUUCAAACUUUGUGAUUGCAGAUGUUCCCGGGAAGUUCAUAGGCUCAAGAAUGAUAACAAUGCACACGAAACCGACCGAACAACUUGUUUCAUUUGAGAUUUCAAACCACUCAGUCGUCUAUGUGGCAAUUCCAACUCUUUCAAACACUCAUCCAAAAGAUGAGGAUGGAGUGAGUUUUGAGAAGAGUUUUGAGGUUUUAUCGGUUUAUGGCAUUGGGGAUAACUGCGGGACUGCGUUCACUCAGAUAGAAUUCACAAUCUACUGGAAGAAAUUUCAGGCUGGAAACGUUAAACUUUUACUCCCAGAUUACACCUCGUCCAUCAUUUUCAUCCUACCAGCAGUCACCAGUGGUCUUUGCAAAGGAGACGUUUCAAUUAUCCCCUAUACUUCAUCAGAUAAAUGCGUAGCAUCUUCUUCAUCUAAUGAGUUGUCGGGAUGUGCUGCUGGAUUUGGAAACGGUGUUCCUUCAGAUGUUGGUUGGAUAACAGCUAAAGGCAAAUUGGAUGGAGAAUUUUUGAGGAGAGACUUUGCUAAGAUGGUUGAGUUGAGGUACUUUCACUUUUCCACUCGGGGAGCUUUAAGGGCUUCUGAGGUGAAUUUUAGGUUUUCGGACGGGAGUCAAGAGGAUUUUGCGCUGAAAGAUGAAUUGCGCUAUGAGUUCAGGACUCCAGUAACUGCGGAGUGGGUAAGAAUUGAAAUCAAGGGGGUGGAGCAGCUUGAGGGCACUGAGAACACAACUGGUGGAGUUUUUACUCUUUUUGGUGUGAUUUGUGAAGGUAUAAGCCAUGUGAGGGAGAAAACAAUGGACAAAGUUGACAUUGCUUUUUGCAGCGGAAAUUGCGAUCAUUCAAACGCCUUAAUCAUUGAUUCAGGGCACAUCAAAACAUCGCAUGGGAAUUUAUACUAUGGAUGGAAUACCAAGGCCAAUCGAUUCCACUGUACGAACGACACCACUACUAAUGACAGUAGUAACGGUUUUAAAUUAAAAGACAACAAAUGGUCAUUGGAGGUUCAGCAUCACGGAGUUUAUAGAGUAAAGGUUAAAUUGGGCCCAAUGUGCAAUGACUUGAAGGGGAUUUCCCUCACAAUAAAUGGUUACGAAGUUUUAGGGUCGGAAAAUUUACAACAUAAUUCAACAAUCACAUACAUUGGAAUAAUAAAUAUGGAAAACAUUGGAAGGAUAGAGUUGGGUAGUGAAACGGAAGGGUUGGGAUUACUAAAUCCUGAAGAAUCUGAGGUGGUAGGGGUUCAAAACCACUCCGGAAUUGAAAUUGAUGCAGAUUUUAAGGGCAUAGUUUUUAGGAAUUACAUUCCUAGGGAUGAAAACCUCAGAAAACUCUGCAAAAACUCACUGGAAGAUUAUUCUGCAAUUGAAAAUACAAUAGAUCAACAAAUCGACAGAACCAUUCUCAAUUAUCAAUCUGAGGAUAUAUUAUCAUUAGUAAGGCCAAGACGUCAGAAUUGGGAUUUGAAGCGUGAAUUGAAUCGCAAAAGGCAAAUUUUAUCUAGUAGAACUGAUGCUGCAAUUUUAAAGCUUCUUCGUGAGAGAAGAGACGAAGAUACUUCACAAACCAACAACACUGAAAAUCAAGCCCUAAUUCACCAAUUUCCCGAUAUUGAUACUGAUGAUUCUGACGAUAUGGAUAUCGAAUAA